CUGAAGAUCAUGAACCAGACAGACCUCGCUAACACCCUGCAGAGGAAACUGGUCUCUGUAUAUCAGAAAAAACUUAAAUCCAAUCUGAGAGAGAAAUGUAAAAGAAUCAGUGAAGGAAUCUCCCAGCAUGGAAGCUCAGCACUUCUGAAUGAGAUCUUCACAGAGCUCUACAUCACAGAGGGUUGGAGUGAAGGCGUCAAUAAUGAACAUGAGGUCAGACAGAUUGAAGCUACAUCCAGGAGACCAGCAGUACAGGAGAUUUCCAUCAAAUGCACUGACCUCUUUAAAGACGUGUCCAUCAGAACUGUGCUGACUAAAGGAAUCGCUGGAAUUGGAAAAACAGUCUCAGUGCAGAAGUUCAUUCUGGACUGGGCUGAAGGGAAAGCCAAUCAGGACGUUGUCUUCAUAUUUCCACUUCCUUUUAGAGAGCUGAACUUGAUGAAGCAGGAAAAUCUCAGUCUGAUGGAACUUCUUCAUCAGUUUUUCCCAGAAGUGAAAGAUCUGCCAUCAUUAGACUGUGAUGCUUAUAAAGUUUUGUUCAUCUUUGAUGGUCUGGAUGAGUGUCGACUUCCUCUAGAUUUUCAAAAUAAUGAGCGAUUGUGUAACAUAACAAAGUCAGUAAACAUGGAUGUGCUGCUGACAAACCUCAUCAAGGGGAACCUGCUUCCCUCUGCUCACCUCUGGAUCACCACUCGACCAGGAGCAGCCAAUCAGAUCCCUCCUGAGUGUGUAGAACAGGUAACAGAGGUACGAGGGUUCAGUGAUCCUCAGAAAGAGACGUACUUCAGGAAGAGGAUCAGUGAUGGGGACCUGGCCAGAAAAAUCAUCACUCACAUGAAGUCAUCAAGAAGCCUCUACAUCAUGUGCCACAUUCCAGUCUUCUGCUGGAUCUCAGCCUCUGUUCUAGAGAGAAUUCUGGGUGGAGCCGAGAGGAAAGAGAUCCCCAAAACUCUGACUCAAAUGUUCACCCACUUCCUGAUCUUUCAGAUAAAACACAAGGAACAAAAGUACCAUGGGAAAUCUGACCCUGAUCCUCACCAGACCAGUGAGAUGAUUCUGGCACUGGGAAAACUGGCCUUCCAACAGAUGGAGAAAGGAAACCUGAUCUUCUAUGAAGAAGACCUGAGAGAAUGUGGCAUUGAUGUCAAAAACACAUCAGUGUACUCAGGAGUCUGUACCCAGAUCUUCAAAAAAGAGGAUGGGCUGCACCUGGGUCAGGUCUUCAGCUUUGUGCACCUGAGUGUUCAGGAGUUUCUGGCUGCUUUAUAUGUGUUUCUCACCUUCAUCAACAAAAACAGAAAUGUGCAGGUGAUGCAAAACACUGGAUUAUUUAACAUCUUUAGAAACUAUACAAACAUGUCUGACUUUCUGAAGAGUGCAGUGGACAAGGCCUUACAGAGUAAGAAUGGACACCUGGAUCUUUUCCUCCGCUUCCUCCUGGGUCUCUCACUAGAGUCCAAUCAGACUCUCUUACGAGGCCUACUGUCACAAACAGGAAGUAGCUCUUACAACAAAGAGGUAACAGUCAGGUACAUCAAGGAGAAGAUCAGUGAGAAUCCCUCUCCAGAGAAAUCCAUCAAUCUGUUCCACUGUCUGAAUGAACUGAACGAUGAUUCUCUAGUGCAGGAAGUCCAACAAUACCUGAACAGAGAAGGUUCUCUUCAUCAUGAUGUACACCGUCUGUCUCCUGCUCAGUGGUCGGCUCUGGUGUUUGUGUUGCUGAACUCAGAUCAGAAGCUGGAUGAGUUUGAUUUGAGUAAAUAUUAUGCAUCACAUGAAGGUCUUCUGAAGCUCCUGCCAGUGGUGAAAGAAUCAAGAAGAGCUGACUUGACAACGACGUCUCAUGCUGUUCACAAGUCGACUUAUUGUCUGCUGAGGCGUGGCAUCCCACUCUUCUUGAAUGGCGGCCCUCAGAUCAUUGAGGUUCUGGUUAUGAGUUAUGAGCCUCUACACGGCGACUCAGCUGAUCCCAGAGGUUUUCUAUGGGAUUCAGGUCUGGAGAAAGUGCAGGCCACUCCAUUUGAGGAGGGCGACCAUGAAAAGGCAAAGAUACUUCAAAAACAACUGAAGUUGGAGAUUAAGGAGGGGAAACAGAGAGUAGAACAACAGUUACAACAGGAAGGAGUGCGUCAGGUCUGGAAUGGCAUGAGAAAGAUCACUGGUUUGAAACAGAAGGAAGGAGGGCUGCUUGAUGGUGACCAGGACACAGCUGAGGACCUGAAUUUGUUCUUCAACAGAUUUGAACAAUCUACCUCACAAUGCCUUCUACCUGUUGCACACAAUGCCACCUUGUCAUCAGUAACCACACCCUUAACAUUUAAACCAUAUCAAGUGAAAAGGGAACUGGAUCGACUUAAGCAGGGAAAAGCAGCUGGACCUGACGGAAUCUGCCCCAGGCUGUUGAGGAUUUGUUCCAGUCAGCUUUGUGGCAUUUUCACACACCUUUUCAACCUGAGCUUGCAUCUACAGAGGAUCCCCACUCUGUGGAAAACUUCCUGCUUGGUUCCCGUUCCCAAAAAGAGACACCCAACAAAUCCCAACGACUACAGGCCUGUCGCCCUUACUUCACAUGUUAUGAAGUCGCUAGAGAGACUAGUCCUUGCUCACAUCAGACCCAGAGUGAAGGAACACAUGGAUCCUCUACAGUUCGCCUACCAACAAAACAUCGGCGUGGAUGAUGCUCUCAUCUAUACGUUACAGAGGGCUCAUGCUCAUCUGGACAGUGUGGACACUACUGUGAGGAUUAUGUUUUUCGAUUUUUCAUGUGCCUUCAAUACUAUACGUACAACCUGCACGGCUAGGUUGGAUGAUUGUUCUCUAACAGAGGAAAGUUGUGAAGUUCUGUCCUCAGUUCUCAGUUUAAACUCCUCCAGUCUGAAACAUCUGAACCUGAAUAACAACAAACUGAAGGAUUCAGGAGUGAAGCUGCUCUCUGCUGGACUGGAGAAUCCACACUGUAAACUGGAGAUACUGAGGUUGGAUGAUUGUUCUCUAACAGAGGAAAGUUGUGAAGUUCUGUCCUCAGUUCUCAGUUUAAACUCCUCCAGUCUGAAACAUCUGAACCUGAAUAACAACAAACUGAAGGAUUCAGGAGUGAAGCUGCUCUCUGCUGGACUGGAGAAUCCACACUGUAAACUGGAGAUACUGAGGUUGGAUGAUUGUUCUCUAACAGAGGAAAGUUGUGAAGUUCUGUCCUCAGUUCUCAGUUUAAACUCCUCCAGUCUGAAACAUCUGAACCUGAAUAACAACAAACUGAAGGAUUCAGGAGUGAAGCUGCUCUCUGCUGGACUGGAGAAUCCACACUGUAAACUGGAGAUACUGAGGUUGGAUGAUUGUUCUCUAACAGAGGAAAGUUGUGAAGUUCUGUCCUCAGUUCUCAGUUUAAACUCCUCCAGUCUGAAACAUCUGAACCUGAAUAACAACAAACUGAAGGAUUCAGGAGUGAAGCUGCUCUCUGCUGGACUGGAGAAUCCACACUGUAAACUGGAGAUACUGAGGUUUGCUGGUUGUUCUCUAACAGAGGAAAGUUGUGAAGUUCUGUCCUCAGUUCUCAGUUUAAACUCCUCCAGUCUGAAACAUCUGAUCCUGAGUUACAAUGAACUGAAGGAUUCAGGAGUGAAGCUGCUCUCUGCUGGACUGGAGAAUCCACACUGUACACUGGAGAUACUGGAGUUGUGGAGCUUCAGCUCUGAAAUCAAAUCCAUCAUCACGUCUGAAACUGACCUACAAUAAUCCAGGAGAAUCAGGAGUAAAACUGCUCAAAGAUCUACAGGUGGAUCCACAAUGUAACCUGAAGAAACUACAGUUGUGGAGCUUCAGCUCUGAAAUCAAAUCCAUCAUCACGUCUGAAACUGACCUACAAUAAUCCAGGAGAAUCAGGAGUAAAACUGCUCAAAGAUCUACAGGUGGAUCCACAAUGUAACCUGAAGAAACUACACUUCUGAUUCUAAUACACAUUGUAAGAAGAUGAAGAGCAGUGAAGAUAAACACCAUCUACUCUCCACACUCAGAUUAUACAUGGUGACACUUUGUUCAGCUUCUUGCUGCUCAAAUCUGUAAACAUGCUUUCUGUCAGUUUGUUGUCGAGGCAAUUAAGGGAUUAAAAACCUUGCUCAAGGGCCCAACAGUGGCAACCUGGCAUUAAAGCAAUAAACUACAAUAACGAUUAUUCUACAACAGAUUAAAAUGAUGAGAAACAAAGUGAUGAUUCUUAUUAAUGAUGUUAAAUAUAGAAGAUGAUGAUAAUGUCAGUAUUUGAUAAAAGAUGCAGCAAGUGUAGCAGUUCUGUUAAUGACUAAUAAUAAUAUUAAUAAUAACACUAAUAUAUCAUGAGUGAUAUUUUGAAUGAACCUUGUGUUCAUCUUACCUUUAAUGACUGGAACUACUGUAUCAUUACAUUUUGGGAAUAUUUUAUGUGGAGUUUAUAUUCUUAAUAACUUUUAUCUUCCUGUAGUAAUGCAGUGCAGUAAAAAAAAGUAU
Messenger RNA from Trichomycterus rosablanca, 4479 nucleotides. RefSeq lists its product as uncharacterized. Gene Ontology annotation, biological process: intracellular signal transduction. NCBI's taxonomy places the organism in Eukaryota, Metazoa, Chordata, Actinopteri, Siluriformes, Trichomycteridae. The transcript is spliced from 12 exons. Bases 10 to 3732 code for a protein of 1240 amino acids. The record is from RefSeq and is a predicted model, not a curated record. Gene Ontology annotation, molecular function: protein binding.